Suillus subalutaceus is the source of this 816-nucleotide messenger RNA. RefSeq lists its product as uncharacterized. NCBI's taxonomy places the organism in Eukaryota, Fungi, Basidiomycota, Agaricomycetes, Boletales, Suillaceae. The record is from RefSeq and is a predicted model, not a curated record. The transcript is spliced from 6 exons. The coding region runs from base 1 to 816 and encodes 271 amino acids.
AUGUCUCUCUACACCUCCUUCGCAGUUGCAGGCGCAGGCCCCACAAUCGGUGGCCGUAUCGCUUUGCUUGAGCGAGGGCGCGUCAGUAGUUGCUCUCGCUCGACCCUCGAGUACAUCGACAGCAGCCCACUCCUCGAGGGCGCAAAGAUUGCCACGGCCGACUAUGCUGACGUCAAAGCAGUCGCCUCCAUUCUCCGCGAGCAUAAAGUGGAGGUCGUGAUUUCUGCAUUGGCAUACGGCGCAUUACCUGCGCAGUCUACUAUCGCUGACGCUGCCAAGGAAGCUGGUGUAAAACUUUUCGGAGGCAAGGGUGGUCACCUGGUCAUCAAAUCACAGUUUGCUGACUACCUGAAGUCAUUGGGCAUUCCUUCAGUGCGCUUCUAUACCGGGAUGUUCAUGGAGUUCCUCCCACAGUUCGCUGGAGUUGACACCGGGAAGUUCAUGGUCCUUGGCAAGGGUGAUGCUUCCUUUUCUACCACUGCCUUGGAAGACGUUGCAGGUUUUACCGCUCACAUUCUUACAUCCCUCCCACCGGCUAAACUCCAUGAUGCUACGUUCCGCAUCGAGGGAGAACGCACAUCCUUCAAUAAAGUUGGCGCCCUAUAUGCAUCCAAGAAUAUUGCAGUAGAGCAUGUCACCUCCCUUCCCGAAGGAUACGUUAAGCAGACUCUUUUGCAAGGCUUAUUUGAGCAGGGCCGAGGCAGCUCCGGGUGGGACAACUACGCCGACAAGGACAUCCCGGAGAAUGCUCAUAGCGGUAAUGCACUAUGGCCUGGGCACCAGUGGAAGAGUGUCAAGGAUGUGUUGGAAUUGUAG